This is a messenger RNA of Prunus armeniaca (apricot), 438 nucleotides long. The record is from the annotation of a GenBank genome assembly. NCBI's taxonomy places the organism in Eukaryota, Viridiplantae, Streptophyta, Magnoliopsida, Rosales, Rosaceae.
AUGGAGAGGGAAAUGGAGGCAGCCGCCGCCGCCUCCGUGGAAGUGGACGCCGAAGACGGCGGAGAUAGCGGUGAAGAGGCGACACAAGCGGUGGCGGUUGGCGGAGUCGAAAGUCAUAGAAAAUCGGGUCGAGACAGAGUGAAGGGGCCUUGGUCUCCGGAAGAAGACGCGAUACUUAGUCGGCUAGUGAGUAAGUUCGGCGCGAGGAAUUGGAGCUUGAUAGCCCGAGGAAUCGAUGGACGAUCCGGCAAGUCUUGCCGCCUCCGAUGGGGUAAUCAGCUCGACCCCUCCGUUAAGCGCAAGCCCUUUACUGAUGAGGAGGAUCAGAUGAUAAUUGCAGCUCAUGCAUUCCACGGAAACAAAUGGGCUGCAAUUGCGAGGCUUCUACCAGGGAGGACAGAUAACGCCGUAAAAAAAAACAUUGGAAUUCCACGCUAA